AUGUCUGGUAUAGGGGGCCUCCGACCGGUUAUGGAAUGCCCGGUGGCUUUGAGGGGUAUGACCAACCUACUUAUCCACCCCCGGAGGGCCACAAUCAGCGAUUCGGAAGCGGUGGUGACUCUGAGGGGUAUGGGCGACCUAAUUAUCCACCCCAAGAGGGCCGUGGUCAGCGAUAUGGAGACGGCGGUGAACAUAAAAAUCGCAGAGACAACGAGCAUGGCCAUCGACAUGAACGACGCCCUAGCAAUGGUUCAGGCUCCGGUAAUGAUCGUGAGAGACACCAUCGACAUGAGCGUCGCUCUAGCCAUGGUUCAGGCUCUGAUGGAGAGGAUUCUUCGCGCCGACACCGUCAACAUCGCCGCCGCCGAUCUGGCUCGGGCUCGGAUUAGAUGA
Messenger RNA from Penicillium taxi, 393 nucleotides. RefSeq lists its product as uncharacterized. The transcript has a single exon. The record is from RefSeq and is a predicted model, not a curated record. NCBI's taxonomy places the organism in Eukaryota, Fungi, Ascomycota, Eurotiomycetes, Eurotiales, Aspergillaceae. The coding region runs from base 1 to 393 and encodes 130 amino acids.